Molecule: messenger RNA, 1317 nt
Organism: Stegostoma tigrinum
Lineage: Eukaryota; Metazoa; Chordata; Chondrichthyes; Orectolobiformes; Stegostomatidae
Gene: tomt
Product: transmembrane O-methyltransferase
Exons: 4
Coding region: 51-839 (262 amino acids)
Biological process (GO): catecholamine catabolic process; developmental process; dopamine metabolic process
Molecular function (GO): catechol O-methyltransferase activity
Source: RefSeq, a predicted model, not a curated record
UAACACAGCAGCACGAGGGAGCACAGUGUCUCCGAGACACUGUCACAAAGAUGGUCUCUCCUGCCAUCGCUCUGGCCUUCAUCCCGUUUCUGAUGACUCUCAUCAUUCGUUACCGCCACUACUUCCUGCUGUUCUGGCGGGCAGUAAUUCUCCGGAAGAUUCAGGACUACACAACUGGCCUGUCCAGGGAAGAGAGGGCCUUCCAGUAUGUGAUGACGCACAGCAUUCCCGGGGACCUGGAAAACAUCCUCAGCACCUUCGACACAUGGUGCUAUCGUUCGGAAUACCUGAGCAACGUUGGGCCAGAGAAAGGGAAGAUCUUGGAACGCCUGAUCUCUGAGACUGUUCCCUUAACUGUGCUGGAACUAGGGACUUACUGUGGUUACUCAGCUCUCCGUAUGGCCAGGAACCUGUCCCUCAGUGCCAGGCUCUACACCGUGGAGAUGGACAAGGGGAAUGCAGCAGUGGCUGAGAAAAUAAUCCGCCUGGCAGGAUUCGACGAGGACAUGGUGGAGCAGAUCAUUGGUCCAACGGAUGAAAUAAUCCCUCAGUUGAGAGAGAGGUUUGGAGUGGAUAAGUUUGAUUUUGUUUUUAUGAACCAUUGGAAACGCUGCUACCUCAGGGACCUGCAGUUACUGGAAGACUAUGACCUGCUGCAAGAGGGAAGUAUUGUAGUGGCAGACAAUGUGAUCUUCACUGGAGCUCCCCACUUCAUGCAGUACGCCAAGAGCUGUGGUAAAUACAGCUGGAAAAUCCACCGCACACACCUCGAGUAUUUCCGACAUAUCCGAGACGGAAUGGCAGAACUAACCUACAUUGGGCUCAAGGGAGGGACAUAACAGCAGGUCCUUCAGGGAUUGAAAGCACAGUUCCGACAGAGGAAAAGCAGAAUGUUUGAGACUGAGGAAGUGUUCUUAGAUUCAAUCCUGUCCCAUCAUCUCCCUUCAAUUCCCCUUUCAACCCAUGUCAUUGAGUCAAAGUCCCUCAAUCCCCACCCUCUCCCCGUGUCCCUCAAUCCCCACUCUCUCCCCUUAUCACUCAAUCCCCACCCUCUCCCUGUGUCCCUCAAUCCCCACCUCUCCAUGUGUCCCUCAAACCCCACCCUCUCCCCGUGUCCCUCAAUCCCCACUCUCUCCCCUUAUCACUCAAUCCCCACCCUCUCCCUGUGUCCCUCAAUCCCCACCUCUCCAUGUGUCCCUCAAACCCCACCCUGUCCAUGUGUCCCUCAAUACCCACCCUCUCCCCGUGUCCCUCAAUCCCCAUUCUCUCCCCUUAUCACUCAAUCACCACCCUCUCCCCAUGUUCCUCAAUCCCCAC